CAGGCUGGGCUGCACCGCAGCGCAUACACUACAAUGGCUGCUGGAAAGACGGGAAAGCAAACAAUUUCCAGGCCCGCCGCGUCCAGCCCGAAAUAUGGGGAAAAAAUUACAGAAAAAUCGGAGAACACUGUAAAGGGUGGAAACGGGGCGCAGAGGGGAUGCUGAGGCUCCCGCGACCAGUAAAAAUGGGAAGUACUGGAUUCUGGUUUCCUCCAAGAAGAGUCAGCGGAACUGGUUAAGACCAAAAUCUGAGGACUUUAGUGGGCAAACAUCAGUCCCCUUUUGCUUUCUUUUACGACCACAUGAAACUUGAGAAGCCAUCUAAAGCUAAAUCAUUUAGUGGAGUUGGGCAAUUCCCAAGUGUCCAACAAGAAGGCCUGGUUUAGGCUGCGAUGGCCACUGUCAUUCCUGGUGAUUUGUCAGAAGUAAGAGAUACCCAGAAAGUCCCUUCAGGGAAACGUAAGCGUGGUGAAACCAAACCAAGAAAAAACUUUCCUUGCCAACUGUGUGACAAGGCCUUUAACAGUGUUGAGAAAUUAAAGGUUCACUCAUACUCUCACACAGGAGAGAGGCCCUACAAGUGCACACAACAAGACUGCACCAAGGCCUUUGUUUCUAAGUACAAAUUACUAAGGCAUAUGGCUACUCAUUCUCCUGAGAAAACCCACAAGUGUAAUUAUUGUGAGAAAAUGUUUCACCGAAAAGAUCACCUAAAGAAUCACCUACAUACACACAAUCCCAACAAAGAGGCCUUUAAGUGUGAAGAAUGUGGAAAGAACUACAAUACCAAGCUYGGGUUCAAACGUCACCUGGCUUUGCAUGCUGCAACAAGUGGUGACCUCACCUGUAAGGUAUGUUUGCAGACUUUUGAAAGCACAGGAGUGCUGCUGGAGCACCUAAAAACUCAUGCAGGCAAGUCGUCGGGUGGAGUGAAGGAGAAAAAGCACCAGUGUGAACACUGUGAUCGUCGGUUCUACACCCGAAAGGAUGUCCGCAGACACAUGGUAGUGCACACUGGAAGAAAGGACUUCCUCUGUCAGUACUGUGCACAGAGAUUUGGGCGGAAGGAUCACCUCACGCGCCACAUGAAGAAAAGUCACAACCAAGAACUUUUGAAGGUCAAAACAGAGCCAAUGGACCUUCUAGAUCCCUUUACCUGCAAUGUUUCUGUGCCUAUUAAGGAUGAGCUGCUUCCAGUGAUGUCUUUACCUUCCAGUGAACUGACAUCAAAGCCAUUUACAAACACUUUGCAAUUAAAUCUCUACAACACUCAGAUUCAGUCCAUGCAGAGUUCUGCGUCUGCACACCAAAUGGUUGCCACAUCGUUACCAUUGGGAAUGCCUUGUCCAAUAGAUAUGGAGUCUGUCCACCCUUCUCACCAGCUAUCGUUGAAAUAUCCGCUCGGUACUACCUCAUACGCAAUUUCUAUGCCUGAAAAAGAACAGCCAUUGAAAGGGGAAAUUGAAAGUUACUUAAUGGAGUUGCAAAGUGGUAUGCCUUCUUCAUCCCAGGAUUCUCAAGCAUCUUCRUCAAAACUAGGGCUGGAUCCUCAAGUAGGGCCACUAGAUGAUGGGUCUGGGGAAGUUUCCCUUUCCAAGGGCUCCGUUCCUAUUAGCGAACCUCUAAACGCCCCAUCAUUGGACUUUUCUCAGCUGUUCAACUUCAUACCUGUAAAUGGCCCUCCCUAUAACCCUUCUGUUUCAGUGGGAAACCUCGGAAUGAGUUACACGCAAGAGGAGGCACAUUCUUCUAUGACUCAACUUCCCCCACAAACCCAGGAUCCACAAGAUCCUAGCAAUAGUAUAGGUCUUGGGUCUCUGCACUCRUUGUCAGCAGCUUUCACAAGCAGUCUAAGCACAACCACCACCCUACCACGAUUUCAUCAAGCUUUCCAAUAGGAUGUACAAAGCUGGCUUGUUACUGUCUAUUUGUAGAAAUGCCUUAGGUGACCAUUUUUAACUUAGUGCCUACUAUAAGACAUUAUAAAUUCUCUGCUUUUGUACAGUACCAAUCUCAUGAAGCCAGUAAGAAAUUUAAAUUAACUUUUUUUAAAUGUUUUGAAAGUGUUUAUUCUCAGCUGUGUUUACUUUGGUUUGUUUUUUUUAAACAGUCUCAUUGUAUUGUUUUCAUUUUCACUGCCAAUUUACACAUUCAGAAUGUUCAGUAGAAAGUCAUCCCAAGCAGACUCUCAACACUCAUCCCAUUUUUAAAACUUUUUCAACCAUACCACCUAUUCUGUUUUAUUGAUGUCAGUGCUAGAAUUGCCACUUUUACCUUUUAAUAUAUUUUACUAUUUGCAAAUAAUCCAUUUAAAAUAUGUAUCACAAAAAUUCCUAAAGAUWUUGGAAAAAGAUUCUCCAGUCCAUUUCCAAACAAAUCCUCUUCCCAAAUGGUGACACGUCCGACCUGUUCUAUAAUGACAAAUCUAAAUUUUUUAAAGAAAUACAGAAUUCAGAUUUUUCUGAAAGCUUGUGUGUGUAUAUAUAGACGUCCAUAUAUACACAUGUACAAAUAUAUAGCAUUUUGACUUGUAUUGAAGUCAUUAUAAAAGUUGUUAUGAAUUUUGUUUUGCCAUUUUCUGGCUUAAAUUUUGRUGGCCUGUUACGAAUAACAGAAGAAAAAAAAUUCAGUUUAAUUCUCUAAAAUUAUGGCUGAACAAAAUUUCAUCAGAGAAUCUCUGCUUGCCUAAAUGACAAAYGUUUCAAGUUGAAUUUGGAACUGUGUUGUUGUGCUUUCGAGACUCUGGUAUAGGGAAACAGGCAAAAUUAAUGGCUGAUCUUGAAAUAGAAAAGUGUUGUAAUGUAGUAAUGCAGAAUGUUUUGUCGCAGUUUUUGUUUUAAUUCUUAACUUGCUGUUUUUUUUCUCUUUAGUAGCAUAGAAAGAGUACUGCAUAGGAACCUUCCAGUAGUGUAUUCAUGUUUGUAGGCAUCAGUCUUCUCCCYGUUGCCACCGCCAAAGGGUGGAUCAAGUCCAGCCAGAAAGUGUGUAUCUAUUUUCAGUUCGAAACUAGUGUGCAGUCAGAAAGUGAAUGUAAAUUUGCAACUACCAGUUUGUUUUCUUUUCUUUCGUUUUGUUUUUAUUGGAAUKAUCUUUUCAGUUGUGUUACAUGGUGUGUUAUGUCCUCCUAAGCAACAAGUUAGAUGUUAAUCACACUUUCUACACCUGGGUACUUGGUUAGGGACUUUUUGCCCAUUGCCAAGAUUUAAAGACAGGACUCUUAGGAGUGAAGUAAAAGCAUAUUGCUUACACCACUUUUACCUAAUGCAAUGUAUUCUAUUCCCCAACCCCUAAUAACCAAAAGAGGAAAAAAAACCCGAAAAAAACAACCAACCCUGUGAUGCAUAAAAGCAAACUAGAUUUGCUGUAAUUCAACCAUAACAUUAUUUUCCUUGUCAUUUUUGUACAAGGAAUUAAAAAAUAGAAAUCAAGUACAUUAGUAUCUCUCAAACAAUAAUGAGGAUUCRUACAAGGUUUUAAGUGGUUAAAUUAAAUAUACUUCACAGAAACAAAAGUUGCUCCCAUUUAAGGAGCUCAUGCUCCGGAUGUUUUAUCAGUAGCUCCUACUGGUUUUUGAUAAUUCUAGGAGCAAUAUGCAGGUGUAGUUUUACUAUUUUAUACAUAUGUGUAUUUAAAUUUUAUUACUGAAAGAUAAGAUAACAUUUUUAUAAAUAUGUUUGUGUUCCAAAGGCAUUAAAAUAAGGAUGUAUUAAUAAGGAAAUUACCUUUUGAAAUUCUGCAAACUACUCCUAGAUUUUGGGUUUAGGAGCACGUUAUCUCAAAGUGGGCGUUUAGCUCUGCUUCAUGACUGCUUCCUCUGGUUUCUGUGAAACAGAUUGCUCACUUACUUACAUCUUUAGUUGAAUGAUUUGUUCAAUAUUGCUUUUUUUCCCUUCACCUUCCUAAAGGAAAGAAAAACACAGAUGAACAGAGCACAAGCUGAAUGCAACCGAAUGUAACUCUAGUUUAAAUGAACAACCAUAAUGCAUCUAAGAAAAUUUGGGUUUAUUCUCAAUCCUUCUAAGGAAUCUGAGAUGAAGAUAAAUGGACUUAAUUCCUCCAGUGGGUUAUGUCCUGUGUGGAGCCAAGCAUCUGCAACUCUCCCUGCAGCAGAGGAACGCUGCGAGUGCUUGGCAUCCGGCAGCUGGCRCAGCAGCGUGGCCGGGCAGCACAGCCCUCCCUGGGCAGCCUCUGGCACACAAAUUCCCAGUCCAUAGCCACUGUUUAUCAAUCUCAGCUGCUGAAAGACUUCAUCAAAAACAAAACCCACAGACACUUUGCCAACACCCGUUUCUUAGUGCGUAGCCAGAACCCUUACUUACCUUGUUCGUGCCUUAGCUUCCUGAAAAGGGAUUGACAUUUCACUUGGAGUUAGAURUACAUUUCACUUGAGAAAUAGAGACCUCAGACAAGAUAUUGAACCUCAUUCAGUCAGGAUUUCAGUGAGUGGCUGCACCCAKCGUGUUUGCAGCUGAACUAGGAUGUAGGGUAACAUGAAAGCAGACUGACCCUUUAAGCAAUACCAGCACCASCAGAGUGCUUUUUAGCAUCACUUAGGCAGAGUCAACAUUGGCCACUACUAAACCAUCAGUUUUUAAACCCCGUUUUCUUGAUUUCCCAUGGAUUCUUGGCGGGAGGGGGGAGGGCUGGCUGAUCAUGCACCACUCUUUGUGCAACUUCUAAACUUCUAGUAAGGUUGUUUUGUUGUUGGGUUUUUUUUUAAAUAUAUAUAUUUUUGUGUACUUGUUGCUUGUGCUUUAUUUAGUAGUAAAUUGUGGAAUAGAGUGAUUUAUUGUUAAUUUGGCAGUAGCGGUUUUUAAAAACCAUAUACUGACUGAAACAUGAGCCAGAGCUGAUUGCUUUAUUAAGCUAAUAAUGAAUGUUAAGAGUACAUAUUUUCAGGAUCAUUUGCCUAGUGAGCUAAACUUGUAUUAUAGGCCAAUAUUUUUUAAAAUAAAGCUUGGUCAACCUCUAUGUUACACAUAUUACAAGAUAUAGCACUUUCAAAAAGAAAACCUAAACCUUUUAAGAAAAUUUCUUACAGGUUAUGCUUUUUAUUAUAAAACCUUUUAUUAUAAUUUGUUUCAAGUGCCAUUAGAUUACAUAUAUGUAGGCCUUUGGUAUAAUGCUUUGUGUACAAAAUGGUAGACAAUGUAAUUUUAAACAGGUACAUUUUUACAGUGUUUUCUUAUCAAUUUGCUAUAUUGCACAGAACCAGCGUGUCUUUCUUAAGGGUUUUACAAUGGUUUUUACUAGGUUUACAUGUUUCAAACUACACUGUCUUCUACUGCCAUUUGGAAUACCAGUCAAAAACAAUUAGGAGUCUGUCCUCACUGUUUGCAAACUGUGUCCUCUGGAGUUCUUGAUGGUAAACUUUGUCAAAAAAUAUUUAACAUGCAGUAUUUGAUACAGAUUUUUUUUUAUCAUAUCCUAUCAUUGCUAUGCUGCUGUCUGAAGUUAACUUAGGGCCUGAUCCUGCAUCCAUAAAUGUUGAGGGGAUCCUGCAUCCUUUGUUAUGUCUGUCUCAUACACUGGUUUAGCAGCUUCUCCUGUAUUUUCUCAGCCCAUAGAUAAGCCUCUAAACUAUAUGUACUUAUCUGGUAUGUUGUAAUCCAUUAUAGGCUCAGCUGCCCGUCCUGCUUCCCCCCAGUGUACAGUUUAAACCAUAGCUUACUUAGCAUCAUGCUCRACUUACAAAUAAUGCCACAGUAGUUCAAAACGUGUUUGGGUAGUCCCAAAGCUUUUAUGCAAUAAGGGUGUCUUACUUUUGUUGGAAGGCAGUGUCUUUUGAUAACAGUUAUCUAGCCCUGGAAGUGACACAGAACUAUUGCUAAUCAUAUGUAAACACUUUUCAGUAUAAGCUUCAGUGGUACAGUUGAACCAGAGUGAAUGUUUAUCUCCUCAGAAACACUCCUGCAAUAUUGUUAUAUUGGAUCAUGCUGCUAAUGUAACUUGGGAUACAACUCCUCUCAUGGUGCUACAAACCUCCCUGUCUCAUUCAGAUGUAUUUUUACCCAUAGAAAAAAAGGACUAUACUAGACCUAUAGUUGUAUGAUAUAUUUUUAUACUGUGACUUAAUUUGUCAUUAAUGAACUUUGUGCAACACCACAAUGUAUUCAUAUGCACUUGCAAAAGUAAAAUUUUGGACAUGCAAAUUUAAACGCUGACAAGCCCAGCUCUUGUUCACAAAAGUAGGUGACUGCUAGUUAAUGUUAAAUGUGGGCUUUUUAUAUGGUGUGGAGUGAAGAACAUGCUAUAUAUUACURAAAGCCUUAGACAAAAACUGGGAAGAGUAUAUUGGGGAAUGAUCAUAUACCCAAACCUGACUCAGAUUGCUGAAAUUAUAUUUUUAGCUAGUGGAAAAUUUGUUUGGACUUGUAUGCUAAAAUGUUUUUAAUGAUAAAAGUUUUGAGUCAAAAAAAUAGAGAAAAAAAAAAGAACACAGAAAACCCUGCAUUCCAGACUGAAUUUGUAUAUGUUUCUUGCAUUUAAAAUUUGCUAUCCUGUGAUAUGGGAAAUUGAGUUGCUUAUCAUGUAUAUGUACUUUAAAAUGUAUUCACAAACUACUGUUGUAUUUGUAUAAAAUAUAGACAAAAAGAUUGCAUAUAUAUUUUUGUGUAUAAGCUCUGUAAAAUAGCAAUCACAUUAUGAAGCUGCAGCAGAACUUCAUUUUAAACAUUCACAUCCAAAGAAACAGACUAUUUAUUGUCCACAUACCCUGAUUAUAAAAUAUACCUUGCUGCUAUUAAACAAUAGUGCUGCAGCUUCUUGUGGCCUACAGUGUUAUGUUUGCUGUACAAAAAUAUGUGAACUCCACAAAAUAUAUCAAUAAAAUUACAGAAUGGUUUUAGUUAAUGAAUAACUUAUGCCUGGCAUUUCAAUAGACAAUCUUGAUCUGCAUGUGUGGGAUUGCAAUAAGUUAUUACAGAAUACAUCCAGUUUUGCUGGGUGUAGUUUUUCUGAGUUUGCAAAGGCAUAGCUGUCUUUCUAAUUUAUGACUGGUAAAAUGUCAGUUUUUCAGAAAAUCUUAAGGCAUAAAUAUCUGCAUUUCAUGAUUUCACCAAGGAACAAAUGGGAUGAUGCUACUGUGUCUGUGACAAGACAGAUUUGAACUGAAGGAAGCAAUUGAGUUUGCCAUCAAAUUGCACUUUGAAACGCUCUGAGACACUGGAAGGUGAGUAUGGGGUAUCCAUGGUGGGACCAUUCCUUUGGGAGACGUAGGUGAGUGAUUCUCCAUCAUUUCAGAUAAACGCACAUUGUAUACAUUGAUKGUUGUAAUUUACAGGACAAAUAAGGGCAUGGUAUGUGCUAGACACUCUAUGUGGGUUGUGUCUGUGCAGUAUUUCCAGGAGRAACUUAGUUGCUUUGAUCCCAUAGGUCUCCAUCUGCCCGUGGCACUGACUUCUGGAGAAGCCAGACUCUYGUGCUUGGGGAAGAGGUGCUUCGCAGCCAGACAAGCAGCCUGCACACAACUGCAGAAAGUUGCCUCUCUGCUCAUUCCAUGCAGUUGUUCCCUAGCAUAGACUGUCUGCCAGGAAAGUAAAAGAGUAACAUUUCACAUUUCAUUGCUCUUUGGAACGUAUUUUGUUAACAUCUUUAGCACUGUCUGUGYUUCCCUGCUUUUGAGUCACUCUCUUUUCUGAGUCUUGGCUUUUCAAGUUCCUUGCUGUAACCCAGUUGUAGAGAAAUGAUUGUGAGASAGAGUUUCUGGCUUUCCCCUUCUUCCUAUGCAGACACUUUUCCUUUCUUCUGAUCCGUACCCAUUUCCUCUGAGUGGACUUACAACUUYUGUGCCACAGUUUUUAACUCGUUUUAGAGGGUUGGCUUUGUUUUAUUGAGAGUCAAAAGCUCAUCAGAUGCUCUAUGAUAUGAAAGACUCUGCAAUWCAAUUUAUAAACACCCACAAACACAUACCCCACACACAUCCCCUCAAGAGAAAACCACCCCAUUCAUUGUGUUGCUGUCCUAGCUGGUCUCACCCAGUGUUACUGAUCUAACACGUCCUCCUUCCAGAAACCCUCUGGAAUCUACAUCAGCCUCCAUAAUAAGUGCAAUGUGAUUGCAUGGAUGACAUCUGUGUUUUAUCCAGGGAUCUYUUGGUGCAGUCCCUCCAGAGUUUCCUUGUUAAAUUUAGAGCCACGGGCAUCUUCCCUUCUCUCUCUCCUGUAACUUCCUCUUUYCAAAACUUGCAUAAGAAAGUACAGAAAAACAUUACUUUAGUAUACCUGUCUCACUCUCCUCCAGGAGUGUAAGAKGGAGGCGAUUCUGGUUUUCCCCUUAGCUCUCCCUCACUCUUUACAUCUUUUUUUUCCUUUACACAUACAAGCGUGCCCUAGGAUGAAAAACGGUUUUUGACAGAGAAAUCCAGAACUGAUGCAGAGCUACUGCUGGAUGAUCAAGAACUGAGCAGCUACAUGCUGCUGGCUUUCCUGCAUUGCAAAUCAAAACAUUGUAGUAAACUGAAUAAAAACUAGGUUUUCCCAAGUGGCAGCUGCCUUAGUUGGCACAGAGAGGGUUGGGGAUCACAGACAGGUAGCAAGUGGGACAGCAAGAUAAACUGUUACAAAAUUUAAUCUGUACUUAAUAGUUUGAAAAGUACACUGGAAGAUUAAUUGCUGCUUAUCAGUAGGAGCUGGGGCCUUUAGCAAAUAAACAGCAACACUGUAUUUUUGUUUUGAACAACAUUUGAGAUAACGGUGUUGAAAAUGACAGAUGCCAGCAGUACUGUGAAGUUUCGAAUUCCUGCUCRUGUGCUAUAUCCCAGGUAAUUAGGUAUUUCCUUUCUCUACUCCUAAUAAAGGUGUAACAGCUUGCCUGGUAUUUUUAUUUUUCUAUAAUUAUUUGUUGUAAUGGUCUGCAUGUCCUCAAGAAAUUAACAUUUUCAAAGAAAUAAGUAUUUGUGAAAMAAUACAAUGAAAAGGUCUGUUCUUCGUUGUCAUUGUCAUCACUCAGCCUUGUCUCUUUUGGGGCUAUUUGUAUCUCAAGAUCACCAGCUACAAAGCUGGUUUGCCUCAGAGGGGUCUGAAGAGACGUCAGCUAUUGGCUGAGCUCUCUGAAAACAGGAGUAUGGUAAUGCCUGCUGUGGCUGAGCUGGAAACCAUCUGAAUUGAUCCCUUGAUAGUUUAUCUGUGGGGCUGAUUCUCACUGCUGGGCUGAACUGCCAUGUACRAAGAAGAAUGGUUUAG
This is a messenger RNA of Malurus melanocephalus (red-backed fairy wren), 9182 nucleotides long. It is a transcript of the gene PLAG1, whose product is annotated as PLAG1 zinc finger. Gene Ontology annotation, cellular component: cytoplasm; nucleus. The coding region runs from base 393 to 1898 and encodes 501 amino acids. The transcript is spliced from 4 exons. Gene Ontology annotation, molecular function: histone deacetylase binding; DNA-binding transcription factor activity; RNA polymerase II cis-regulatory region sequence-specific DNA binding. Gene Ontology annotation, biological process: cell fate commitment; regulation of transcription by RNA polymerase II. NCBI's taxonomy places the organism in Eukaryota, Metazoa, Chordata, Aves, Passeriformes, Maluridae. The record is from RefSeq and is a predicted model, not a curated record.